AUGGAGUUCAUCACGGCCCUCAGGGGCACCUUUGACGGCCAGAAGCCGUCGCUGUUCGAGGUGCUCUCCGAGCAGCAGCUCAACAGCCUGCUGCCGCCGACGCUGCGGUACCUGCUGACCGUGGCCACGCAUCGCCACCCGCGAUACCUGCUGCGCAUCCUCAACUCCUUUGACGAGCUGUACGCGCUGCUGAUGCUGGCCGUCGAGCGCCACUACCUGCGCACCCGCGGCGGCUCCUUCACCGAGAACUUUUACGGCCUCAAGCGCGAAAAGGCGCUGCACGGCGAGAUCCCCCGGGCGAGCCUCGCCGCGCCGCACCUGGUCCGCGAGACGCUCAAGCUCACCACCAGGGACGUCUGGCAGAACCUCGCCGUCCUCGUCGGCGUGCCCUACCUCAAGCGCAAGCUCGACGAGUCGUACGACAUCAACGCGCCGCGCGCGCUGCUGGGCGCGGCGUACACGCGCAUGCCCGACAACCCGAGCGUGCGAGAUCGCUUCACGCACUACUACCGAUGGUUCCUGCGCAACGUCUAUCCGCACGUCAACGCGGCUUACUGCUUCGCCAUGCUGGCCUUCAACCUGGCCUACCUGUUCGACCGAACCAAAUAUCACAACCCGCUCAUGUGGCUCAUUGGCACGAGGAUACGGAGGAUGACGGCGGCGGAUUACCAGGCCAUCGACAAGCUGUCCGAGGUGGCGAGCAAUGCUGCCAAGCCCGGCCCGCGAUCACUGCUGUCGACGCCCAAGGAGCUGGCGUCCAGGGCCAUGUCAAGCCUGUCGAUGUUGCUGCCCUUGAGCAUCUUUGCGCUCAAGUUCCUCGAGUGGUGGUACCAGUCGGACUUUGCAAAGCAGCUGUCGCGAAAGGCAGCCGAGAGCAUCGAGUUGCCUCCCCCGAUUGUGUCUGGAAAGGCAUCCUUUGGCAAGAAGAAGAAGAAGAAGGAGGGCAAGGAAGGAGGGGAAGAAGAAGACACAAAGGAGGAGGCCAUUACGGAAAAGGAGGCGCCAAUUGCAACGCCGUCGAUGCUGCCCAUCUUCGUCGUCCGAUUUCCAGAGGAUUCGUCGCUGUGUCCCAUUUGCGUGGGCGAAAUCGUGACCCCGACGCUGUGCCAGACGGGUGUUGUCUAUUGCUAUACGUGCAUCCACCGAUGGAUCGAGGGCAUGCACCCCAAGCAGGAGGAAUUCAUGGAAGAUCGGCAAGGCAAGUGGGAGAGCGGACAGGGCCGCUGUGCCGUUACCGGGAAACGAGUCCUGGGUGGCACAGAGGGUCUGAGAAGGAUCAUGGUGUGA
Messenger RNA from Trichoderma citrinoviride, 1287 nucleotides. RefSeq lists its product as hypothetical. The coding region runs from base 1 to 1287 and encodes 428 amino acids. Gene Ontology annotation, cellular component: peroxisomal importomer complex; peroxisomal membrane. Gene Ontology annotation, biological process: protein import into peroxisome matrix; protein monoubiquitination. The transcript has a single exon. Gene Ontology annotation, molecular function: zinc ion binding; protein binding; ubiquitin-protein transferase activity. Lineage: Eukaryota; Fungi; Ascomycota; Sordariomycetes; Hypocreales; Hypocreaceae. The record is from RefSeq and is a predicted model, not a curated record.